This is a messenger RNA of Lynx canadensis (Canada lynx), 1002 nucleotides long. RefSeq names its product nucleoredoxin like 2 (gene NXNL2). NCBI's taxonomy places the organism in Eukaryota, Metazoa, Chordata, Mammalia, Carnivora, Felidae. The record is from RefSeq and is a predicted model, not a curated record. Gene Ontology annotation, biological process: photoreceptor cell maintenance; sensory perception.
AUGGUGGACGUGCUGGGCGGCCGGCGCCUGCUGACCGGGACGGCCGUGGUGGAGGCCGAGGAGGAGCUGCAGAACAAGGUGGUGGCGCUGUACUUCGCCGCCGGCUGGUGCGCGCCCAGCCGCGACUUCACGCCGCUGCUCUGCCACUUCUACGCGCAGCUGGUGGCCGAGGCGCGGCCGCCGGCUCCCUUCGCGGUGGUGUUUGUGUCGGCCGACGGCAGCGCGCAGGAGAUGCUGGAUUUCAUGCGCGAGCUGCACGGCGCCUGGCUGGCGCUGCCCUUCCACGAUCCCUUCCGGCAGGAGCUGAGGACCAGGUACCACAUCACAGCCAUCCCCAGGCUGGUGAUUGUGAAACCAAGCGGGGAGGUCAUCACCGACAAAGGGCGGAAGCAGAUCCGGGAGCGGGGGCUGGCCUGCUUCCAGAGCUGGGUGGAGGCGGCCAACAUCUUUCAGAAUUUCUCCGGGUGACGCCGGGGGUCUCGGGAGCACCCGCUGCUGCAUCCUGAGCGCGGGAAGGGGAGCGGCCAUCUCCUCCCCGCCCGCACUGGUACGGUUUAUGUCCCGGCACAGAGAAACGCUGCCAGGGAGGAUCCCGUAGCCUGCGGAUCCUUAUCUCUAUCACUCUUAGCAGAGCUGUCUUCACGCGAGCCUGAGUAUGCUCCCGUUGGGCUCUUGGGAAUCCAUGGAAAACACAUCUUUAUACCACUCCUCAGGUGAAAGAACACAUUUACGAAUACGUCUUCUGGAGAGUUACUUCGGUUAAUGCUAAGUUCUCACGACUCAUGUAUCACUGAGGUUUGCAGAAUCCGUACGCUUUAAUAAACAUUUCCGGCACAGCCCUCUGAUCUCCCUCCUUGUCCCCGCAAACCAGGCGCUCGCACGGGGACAGUGAGGUGCUCCCCCAGUGCUGGUCUCCACACUGUGCUCCCAUUUCCAGAGUCUCACAGCUGCUCGAGGCUGCACGUUCACGGUGUCAAACCCGCGUCUCCUGUGGGUGCAGAU